This is a messenger RNA of Rotaria socialis, 3165 nucleotides long. NCBI's taxonomy places the organism in Eukaryota, Metazoa, Rotifera, Eurotatoria, Philodinida, Philodinidae. The record is from the annotation of a GenBank genome assembly.
AUGAAGACGACGAUGAAAUAUACCAAUAAAGAUUUCGAGCUAUCGUUAUGGCAAUGCUUCGCAGUUAUUCUUAUAGCCAUAGCCUGUCUAUUCGCUAUAACACCAUUGGUCGUUCGAAAUCGAUCGAAUAAAUGUGUUAUCGUUCAAGUAGAAGAUUCAAUUAAACCUCAGUCUCAAAAUGUCGAGGCUUCAUCGGAUAAUCAUAGAAGAUAUGGUCGGGACGUUAGUUCUAAUGAUCAAUGUAGUAUUAUUCCACCAAUGUGUAAUGUUCAAACAACAAUGACUACAAAAACAACUAGAACUCCUGUUCCUACUGUAUCGGUAACACGACCAGUUAUCACUAGUUUUUCUACAUCACCUCGACCAACUACAAUAGAUCCAUGGGCUAAUAUUUCUCGACCUUAUAACUCAUGGCGUUUACCAAGCUUUGCAAAACCAAUUGAUUAUAAAUUACAUAUUUCUUGCCCGCAUUGUUUUACAUGGAUAGACGAGUUACCUGUAACUUUUUUCUAUGGAAAAUUAUCGAUUCGUAUUGAUGUUACAAAUGCAACAGAUUUUCUUGUACUUCAUGCUAAAAAUCUCAAUAUAACAGAAGCAAAAUUAACAAGUGGUGGUGGAGGCAUGGCAACAGUUACAUAUUUACCAGAUCAUGAAAUGGUGUACCUAGGUUUUGUCGCGUCACCUAUUGCUGUUGGUGAAGUUACUCUUGAAAUCGAUUACAGAGGAGUGUUGAACGAACGAGAUAAUACUGGAUUUUAUCGUGAAUUCUUCUGGAAAGCUAUUGGUGAAUUAAGCUAUUUAUUAGCUGGCAAUUUUCAACCAAUAUAUGCACGAAAAGCUUUUCCAUGUUUUGAUGAACCAAAUAUGCAAGCAACAUUUUCAUUAACACUUGAACAUUCAGAAAAUGAAACUAUUGCAUUAUCAAAUACUGCUGCCUCGUCACAAAAUGACUCAACGACCACAUUUACAGCAACACCAUAUCUUAGUACGCAAUCAUUUUCGUGGGCUCUUUUACCUAAAGAUGAAUUUAAUUCAGUAACAAAAACUAUUGGUGCUACCGAAGUUAAUAUUUGGAUUCGACCAGAAUUACUUGGUCCAUCGAAUGAAAAUUUAACCCCAACAUUUGACGUGAUUGACAAGACUUUCACAUUUUUGAAAGAUUAUCUUAAUAUAGUAGAUACAGAUUUUCCAGCAAAACUAGAUAUAAUUGGUGUGCCUGAUUUGACGCUCGAUGAAAAAGCUUCGGUAUCAUAUGGCCUUUUAACAUUUCGUGAAGAAUUUCUCAGUGCUGACACAAGUUUAGAUUCUGCCGAACGACUACAAACAAGAACAAAAGUCAUUGUUGAACAUAUUAUUCAACUUUGGUUUUCAAAAACUGAUUGGUGGGAUAGUAUUUGGUUUGGCAAAUCAUUAUCAUCAUUUCUUGCUUAUAAAAUGAUCGAAGCAAAUUAUCCAGACUUUAAAUUAAUGGAACAAUUUCCCGUUCGAGAAAUCGUUCCAUUAAUGAUGGACGAUUUUAAACCUAAUAUAUGGCCUGUAUCAAAUAAAAAUUUAUCAACUAAUGAACAAAUUCUUGAUUAUUUAUCAAUAAGUAUCUACAGUAAAGGAGCUUCUUUACUUCGUCUACUUGAGCAUAUUGUUGGUGAUGAUGCAUUUCAAUCGGCUGUUAGUCAGGUCGUUUCAAUCAAUGAUACAUCAAAUAUAUUGAACACGUUCUAUUCAAAUUUUGAUUUUAAUGAAGCAUUAAAUACAACCGUAACUGCAGAAGAAUUUCUUCGUUCAUGGCUUGAAGAAAGAAACUAUCCAAUCGUAAAUGUAAAUUUCAUGCCAGGCAAUGAAUCUACAACAGUUAUUUUUCGUCAAACACGUUAUAUUGGCUCGUUUGCAUUAGAUAAUAGUUUAUCGGAUCCAGAUUAUGCUUGGAAAAUUUUUGUGGAAUGUGAUUUAGGUGGUUCAAAUACUGAUGGUAAUUGGAAUUUAACUACUAAUAAUGCUAAAUCAAAGUUAAAAUUUUUGUUUGACACAUCAAGUUAUACCGUUGAGAUGCCCAAUGAAAAUUAUUUAUGGAUCAAAUGUAAUAAAGAUUUUUAUUCAUUUCAAGUUACCGAAUAUUUGUCAGUCGAAGAUAAGAUUCUUGAAAUAUGGCAACAUUUUGAAACAUUAUUUAAUGAAGAUCUGUUAUCAAAUAAUGAUAAAGCUGAUAUACUCAAUAGUGCGCUUAUUCUUCCACACGGUGGUGAAUAUGUUGAUUAUGAUACAACAAUCGCUCUUAUACAAGCAAUGCAUAAUAACCCAGUGCCUUUGUAUACAGCUUGGUCUGUAUUUGUAUGGCAUUGGAAUUAUUUAAUGGGCGUCGAAGAGCAUUCAAGAUAUUUUUGGAAUUUUAAACGAUUUGCAACUGAUACGAUUUUGGCCCUUUACGAAUACAACAUUGAUAAUGUCGUCUCUGUCGGAACAAAUCAUCAAGAAAGAUUACUAAAAUCAAUGUUUUUCGAAUUAUUGUGUCGUGUUCAAAAUACUGAUGCAUUAUACAAAGCUACUGACCUAUUCGGUCUUCUUCCAGAAAGCUAUUUCUUUAAUUCAACUGGUAAUACAAAUGUUUCUCCUGAAUUCUUAUCAACAGUUCUUUAUUAUCAUAUACAAAAUGCAAAUGACAUAGACGAAUGGGAAUAUUUAUGGAAUAAUUUCACUGAAAAUGUAAAUCUAACAGCACAACAACGUACUACAUUUCUACGAGCUCUCUGUUCUGCAAAAGAAAUUUGGCGUCUUAAAUAUUUAUUGGAAACUGCUUCUGAUUUUGACGCUGAUAUAAUAGAAGGACAAGAAUAUUUCAAUAUCAUUAUUGCUAUUAGUCAAAAUCCAAAUGGACGGGAUCUUGCUUGGAAUUUUUAUCGUCAUAAUUAUGAGAUUUUACUCGAUCGAUUUGGUACAUCUAAUCGAUUGUUCAAUCAAUUAAUUACAAAUAUUGCUCAAUCAUUUGAAAAUCAAUAUUAUUACUUUGAGAUGAUUAAUUUUGUCGAUCGAUAUCCAAGUUCGUCACAAAAUCAACAAUUAGCAAUUGACCAAAUUCUAGUAAAUUUUGAAUGGUUCAUCGACGGUUUCGCUGAUACUCUUGAUAAAGCUAUAUCAGCUGUUAACAAGGCUGUCUCAAAGAAAGGAAAUUAA